Anguilla anguilla (European eel) is the source of this 1536-nucleotide messenger RNA. Its product is annotated as rhoGEF domain-containing protein gxcI-like. The transcript has 3 exons. The coding region runs from base 211 to 1215 and encodes 334 amino acids. The record is from RefSeq and is a predicted model, not a curated record. NCBI's taxonomy places the organism in Eukaryota, Metazoa, Chordata, Actinopteri, Anguilliformes, Anguillidae. Gene Ontology annotation, molecular function: phosphoric diester hydrolase activity. Gene Ontology annotation, biological process: lipid metabolic process.
UGGGAUGUAAAUGAGCAAAUUUUACAAUUUGUAAAUGGACAGGGAUGUAAUUUGUCUUUAAACAGUAAGUAUAUAACAGAAUUACACCUGCAAUUCUGUACCCUGAGUGCUGAAAGAGAACACCAAUCAUCCAUCCAUCAUUUACCUCCUCCAUAUUUCACUGGACCUGAAGACCAGACUUGCAUCAGUGAUUUCAGGACUUUGAAGACCAUGGAGAAAAUAAUUGUUUUGUUCCUCUUCAUCAGAGUCUUCACACUUCAAUGCCAUGCACAGAAUGAGCUUUCAUUUAAUGACCUGGCAAAACUUUAUCCAGAAUGGAAGAAUCCUGAUUGGAUGAGGCAAGCUAAUGAGGACAUUCUGCUUUCGGAAGUCACUAUCCCCGGUGCCCAUGAUGCAACAGCUUUACGCGGUGGAAGGUUUGCAGAAUGUCAGGCGUGGAAUUUAGAAGACCAGCUUUCAGCAGGGCUGAGAUACUUUGAUCUCAGAGUAGAUGGCUCACUGCAACUGGUUCAUGGACGUAUAAAAAUGAAUAUGAUGUUGGAUGAGGUGCUUGGCACCAUAGUGAAAUUUCUGAAGGAGCACAAUAAAGAAACUGUUUUACUUAGAGUGAAACCAGAAAAUGGAAAGGAUACUGUAUUUCCACUGACUAUGGCAUUAUUAAAUCAAGACAACAUAAAGCCAUUUGUAUACAUGUUAGAUGGAGGCAGUGACAACAAUCCAAAACUUAAAACUGUUCGAGGAAAGAUUGUUUUGCUAAAGCUUCCAGGUAAAUUUAAUUUUGGGAUAUCCUAUUUUUCUACACAUAAAAAAAAUGAACAUGUUGUCAUAAAUAUUAAUAAGAAGCUGGCAAUAAUACAUGAACAUUUGACUACUGCCACUGAAAAAUGCAAAGAGUCUGUAACUUUGACGUACACCAGCGGGACAGGCCUAAGCUUUCUAACUGCAAUACCUGCUCUAAUCUAUAAACGUACUCCAAAAAAUGUGGCCAAGCAUAUCAACCCUAAGAUAGUGGUGGAUUUAGUGAAGAAUUAUUUUAGAGACAACUGCCUUGGCAUAAUCGCUAUGGACUUUCCUGGACCCGAACUGAUUGCUACAAUCAUACAAUAUAACUUCCUUGAUGAGAAUAAUAAUAAUAAUAAUAAUAAUAACAACAACAAUAAUAAUAAUAAUAAUAAUAAUAAUAACAACAACAACAACAACAACAACAACAAUUAGAAUAAUAAUAAUAAAAAACUCAAACAGUAAUGAUGGAAUUCCUGUGACCAUGUUCAUAUAGCAACAACAUACUAUUUGCACCAGUCAUCUUCUACACAGUUCAGCCAUUUUAAUACCUGGUUCAAACAGUCACUCUGGCAGAGCAAACAUAAGAAAUCCUGAGUAAUACUGUGCUGACAUCAAUUUUGAAAUAAUAAAAUCCCAAAAGGCUGGAUAGACCCACUCUGAAUGAUUUCCUUUAUAUUUUUUGUUUAGAGGCAAUGGUGUAUGGGAGUUGUUGCAUAUAUAUUGUUAUAACAAGAAAUUAAAAAAAUGAGUCCA